AUGGCCCCGCCGCCUCAAAUCUACUCCCAGACACCAACUUUUAACUGGCACAACGCCGACACGCCCAUCAAGAUCGAGAAUGAGCCCGUCAUAAAGGACGACAUCUUGGAACGCUGCAUCGAGGAUCGCUGUCUCCGCGCACCCUUUGUCGGCCAAGUCGAGGGCCAUUCUCUUGGGUUGCAAGACGAUGACGGCGAGUCUAGCCCUUGCUUUUCGAGUCAGUACCUACCAAGAGAGGUGUUCGAGACCUCCUCGUUCGCGACGCUGCUUUCGAAUCCUCCACUGUACUCUGAGGAGCAGCAAGACGCCGGUUUCGGUAAUCAAAAUACCCCAAUGGACGCCUCCCAGCCUACUCGCCAAGGCCUCCAUGCUUUGGAGAUGUAUGACGAUAGCGAUGUGGCCAGCACAACAGCGUUCCGGCCUCGGACUCGUCGAUCCACGCCAAGGUCUGCUCUGCGUCCGGCAACAAGAUCCUCGUCCAGACUCCAGAACUUGCGCAACCAAGGUCUCGGUCACCAAAACGACUACGAAGAUGAUCAGCAGCGUGACUACCGAGAGUCAAGUGUGGCCUCGACAGUUAUGCGUCGUUUCUCUGAUUUGUCGUUGAUGUCUGCUGCUUCAUCUCCUUCGAUCCAAACCUCGUCAGCGCCGUUUUCUACUCCUGCAGCAGCCCCCACUACAAUUGCUGCCACGGCAUCGUUCUCUGCCACGUCUGCCAUCUACUUUCCACCAACCGCCUCUGCGCUGCACCAGAAGCGCCGCAAGGUCCUGAAGCAAGAGCUCCGAGUACCCCGUCCCAAAAACUGUUUCAUGCUGUACCGAUCCAAAGUCUUGCCUAUGAUCAUGGCCGAGCUCGGAAACAUCAACAACAAGAUCAUCUCCAAGAUUGCAGCUGAGAGGUGGCGUGCAGAGUCUGAGCUCGUCAAGACUUGGUACCGCGACAUGGCCAAAUUUGGCAAGGAUGAGCACGCGAGAAACAAUCCCGGAUACAAGUAUGCGCCCUUGAACAAGAUGCGGUCGAUGGCCGUUACUGCUCUCAGCCACCUCACCCAGUCUCAGCAUUCGAGCAACAUGGUCACUAGCACUGCCGCUCGCGAAUUCGAGGAUGUGGAUGUGAAUGACAACAACAGUGGUGGUGAUAAAGGCUAUGUCGAUGGAUCUUCGCGCAUCAGACGACGGUCGGCCCGUCAGCGCCAGCAGCCGGCCACCCGGUCCGGUCUCCGGUCUCAGGUCGGCAAGCGACGCAACUCCAAUCUUGGUUCAGAGAUCUCCUCGCCCUCCCGGAACAAGAAACCGAGGGACAGUAUCGACAACCAUAUCGGUUACUCUCCCAUGAACUUUCCGACGGAUUCGUUCCCAAGCCUCGCUUCCACAGAGACGACUGGGCUCCCUUUGUUUGCGCAGCAGUAUCAGCAUCAGGAGUCAGCCUACCAGCCUCAUCCUCUCGCUGGCCCUUCCCGUCCACUGCCGGUUUUCCCAUAUGAUGCCCCACCAUAUACCACUACUUCAGCCAUGACGUCGUCGAUCUACGGCCUUGCUGGUGACAAGAACGCGAGUGAAGUCACUUUGGUGGAUCCGAUCGACCACUGGACGAACCACCAGUACCACGAAGCCCCCAGCUACUUUGAUCAGGUCAACCUGUCUCCCGCAUCAACAACCUUGCUGUCUUCACACUCGGUUGUCCAAAAGUCAAAGAUGACCGCUGCUGCUUCUCUGAUGUCACCGUCCAAGUUGAUGAUGAUCGACCCCAAGAUCCUGAUGGAGAAGGAGCUCCCACCCCUGCCUCACGAGAUGGCAACUCACAACAACGACAAUAAUUUAUACGCCACCAAUAAGUCGUCGCACCCAUUUGACCACAACUACAGCGAUCCAAACUCGAUUUUGACGCAAAUGUUCCUGGAUUACAACCCGUCUUUCCAACAGAACGCCCAGCACCACCACCACCAACAACAUCAUCAUCGUCAGCACUAUCAGCAACAGCAACAUCAACACCAACCCAGCGCAACCAGCAUCUGUAGUGCUACCGCCGCCACCUUCAGACCUACCGAGUCGUCCUUUUUUGCCAUGAAGGAGCCACAGGUCUCGACUGUCGGUGUCGAAAUGAUGAACAUGGGCGCCCCCUCCUCAAUUCGUGUCCAGAAGCAAGAGCAUAUUCAAGUCCAACAACAACAACAGCAACAACAACAACAACAACAACAACAACAACAGCAGCAACAACAACAGCAACAACAGCAGCAACAACAGCAACAACAGCAACAACAAGAAGAAGAACAACAACAACAACUACAACAACAACAACUACAACAACAACGUCAGCACACCCAUGAACAGAAUCCGUUCCAACAGGCGUUCCAACAGGCGUUCCAACAACAUACCCAGCACCAGCAACAGCAACAUGCGGUUCAUAAACAUGCCCAACAGCAGCAGCAACAACAGUUCCAACAAUUCAUACAGCAGCAACAUCAGCUACAGCGCGGAUGGUUUCUUCGCAAGCCGACCGGUCCUGCGGGACUCGUGUCGCUGACGAGUGUUUCUGCUCAAGGACCAUCCAUGCGUGUCGCCGACUUUUUCUCUUCAUCCUCCUUGUUCAAAUAA
Molecule: messenger RNA, 2595 nt
Organism: Linnemannia hyalina
Lineage: Eukaryota; Fungi; Mortierellomycota; Mortierellomycetes; Mortierellales; Mortierellaceae
Source: the annotation of a GenBank genome assembly